AUGGUCACUCCUCCACCGGCAAUCAGAAUACUCCCAGCGGAACCGAAAGACAGUCAUGCCCUCGCCGAAGUUGAAUUUAAUGCAUUUUCUGUUGACCCUGUUUCCCAGGUUAUGUUCGGAAAGCCCACACCAGAAAUGAUUGAUUUUCGGGCCAGAGAGUUUGUGCAGGGUAUGGAGAAGAAGGAUCCUAGGAGACUCUAUCUAAAAGCCGUUGUGAGUGAAGACGAUAAGAUCAUCGCCCUGGGUGUAUGGUAUUUCUAUCGGACCGAGGAAGAGGCCAACGAUAUUGAGGUCCAGGAUGCGAAAAAGAAGCAAUGGCCGGCGGGCGCGAAUGUGGAGGCAUGCAUAGAUUUUCGUGAGAAUAUUUAUAGAAUGCGGGAGCGGAUGCGUGGAAAGAGGCACGCUUUCCUCAAUGUCCUCACGACGGACACUGCCCACCAAGGCCUUGGUGCUGGCUCCGCCAUGCUGAAAUACGGCAUCGAAAUUGCCGACAGAGAAAACCUUCCCACCUGGCUAGAGGGAUCUCAAAAGGGGUACCCAUUGUAUAGGAAGUUUGGAUUUGAAGAUGUUGACCGAUUUGCUUUUGAUCUAUCAAAGUAUGGAGGCGAGGGGGAGAGAGUUCUCGUUGGGAUGCUGAGGAGUGCAAAACAGGACUAG
Paracoccidioides brasiliensis Pb18 is the source of this 657-nucleotide messenger RNA. RefSeq lists its product as uncharacterized. Gene Ontology annotation, molecular function: acyltransferase activity, transferring groups other than amino-acyl groups. The record is from RefSeq and is a predicted model, not a curated record. The transcript is spliced from 2 exons. The coding region runs from base 1 to 657 and encodes 218 amino acids.